This is a messenger RNA of Zootermopsis nevadensis, 13063 nucleotides long. RefSeq lists its product as uncharacterized. Gene Ontology annotation, biological process: regulation of transcription by RNA polymerase II. The record is from RefSeq and is a predicted model, not a curated record. NCBI's taxonomy places the organism in Eukaryota, Metazoa, Arthropoda, Insecta, Blattodea, Termopsidae. Gene Ontology annotation, molecular function: protein binding; RNA polymerase II transcription regulatory region sequence-specific DNA binding; DNA-binding transcription factor activity, RNA polymerase II-specific. Gene Ontology annotation, cellular component: nucleus.
CUUAAAUAUCCUUUGAUAGAUCACCAUGUUAAGCGUUCCCUAACGGACAAUUCAAGGUCGUAUUUCGACUUACACCAAGUCUUGCCUAAACUGUUCGCGCUAAAUUUUACCCAUGAUUCAUCAUUUAAAAUGUCUACCACAUGCAUUGUCUGAAGAAAGCUAUUGCGCACUUCGUUAAUUCGUCAUAUUCAAAGUUUUUCAGGUGACAGGUCGACAUAAUCAGUUAUGAAGCCAAAAUACCGAAUAAUGUUAUGGUAUAAAUCAGUAUUUUACGAAAUGUCUUUUGCGAUAUGACAUUUACAGGUCACUGAAAGAUUCAUUUUUCACGUGCAAAGGUUACGACGCAACAAAAACAAUUUUAAAAGGAAAGCACCAGUAUUAAAGUGAUUGAAGAAUGUAGAAUAUUAUAAAUGAUGACCCACAUUUGUGUAUGGUGUCCACAACCAACGUACCUAUGACAUGUUUGAUGAUUCCAAUUUAUGGUGCAAUGAUUGUGAACAUGGCAUUGCUGGGGAGUGCAACCGUCAUGGUGCACUGCACAUUGUGUCAGAUUCUCCUGUGUUGAGUCGGGCACAACAGUCACUGCCUACUGUAUUGGAAUUUAGGCAAAGUGGGGAUAAAACACAAGGGUUGUCAGUGUUCAGCAAAGAAUUCAUCAAACAUCGGACGCGAUUUGGGCCUCUCCAGGCUCCAAAAAAGAAGGGUCGUGCUUGUAGGAGUAGUAGUAACAUAGACACAAGCACAACGGCUGGAAGAUUGGAAUUUCGCCUGUUUAAAGGUGACAGGGACAGAGGGCCAGUGGUCUGUUUGAACACUGUGCCAGGCAAUGAAGAUUUCUGCAACUGGAUGGUGUUGGUGGCACCCGCCAGGGACCAUCAGCAGCAAAAUCUUGUUGCAUUCCAGUACAAUGCUGCUAUUUACUUUGUUACAACUAAGGACAUUGCACCUGGGGAAGAGCUGAGAGUCUGGUAUGCCAAGGAAUAUGCUGCCAUUAUGGGGACUAGGCCUUUGGCAAAACCAUCUGAUGUACCUGCUGUGUUGGAAGAGCCACCUGGCCGACAGUUGCGCCCGAGGAUUUGCCCUGUUUGCCGGCAGCAGCGCUCAGCAUGUACCUGUCCUCCUCCUUUGCUACAUGGGAGACAGGCUGCAAAGCCAUCAAGAAGUGUUCCUGGUGUACCAAGACAACAAGUGGGGAGAACAAGGAAAGCAGGCAAGGAAGUCUCAGAACAACGCCAUGAGAUAGCACUACCCAUAACAUCUAGCACUGAAGCUGCUAGGUUAGAGACUCGUUUUUCCUCAGCUUCAGCAUCAGCGAGUGGUAUUAGUGCAAUUUCUUCUAGAGGAACUUAUGCAGCAAGUUCUGAUGCUUCACUAGAAGCUCUGACAAAUCCAGAGUCUAGUACAAGUUUAUUGACACAUCAUCCACAUAGUUCAAGUUCUGUAGAAAAUGCCGAAACCAUAGAAGGAACUAAUUUACCCAGAAUUAAUAUUCCAUUAGUGUUUGAAAGCUCUUCAGAUCCCACAUUACAUCAUGUUAUUGGUGUAGCAUUCACCAGAACUGGCACCAGUGUUUCUGGACGCAUAUCACAUGUACUUUCUGAAAAUGUUUUAAGUUCUGGCUUGCGCAGUGUUGCAGCUCGGAAACAGUAUAGUUCACAGUCCAGUUCAUUAGUUGAACCAUCAGUGUGCAUCAGUGAACGGGAAAGUACAACUACAAGACAUGUAGUAGUGGGGUCUUCGUUAAGCACAGGAAGUGAUAUUUCCAGUGAGCAGCCAUCUGUGCCAGUUUCUUCAAAGGUUAACAUACUUAAGUCACAGUUUAGUGAUGCUAGUGCCUUAGAAAGUACGAGUGAAAAAGAAAAAUUGGAUGAGAGGAACGUAGAUGUUGCUCCAGUCAGUUCAAUGAAGAGUUUAUCAACCUUAUCAACUAGUACAACUUUGCGUACAUUAGGUGAUGAUCCAAGACCCAAGACCAGGUCUAGUUUGGAGAUCUUGCCAACACCAUCCUCUAGCAGGGGUGCAUUUAUGUUACUACGCAGCAAGUUGAGACCAAGGACUUUGCGACUCAGCUUGAAAAGUAAGCUGGAAUCAACUUUGGUUGAAGGAAGCCAGAGAGUGGGCCAAGCAGCGAAGAGUUUCCAUGGUCAAGAAGUAAGGAAAAGUGAAGAGCAGGGGGCCAAAACAAAGAAAGAUUUAAAAAACGAAGAGAAUAUUCAGCGACAGAAAGAGACAAGUAUAAGUGAAUCUAGUCAGGGAAAAGGAACAGAAGGAAGCUGUGGUAGCCAGAGUAGCAAUGGAGAUUCUGUGAUGGAAAUUGAAUCUGGACCACAAGGAAAACCAGUAACUGGAGUUAGGAAGAAGGAGAGUUACACUUGCCCAAUUUGUCUCAUGAUAUUUAGUAGUUUGUUGAAAUUAAGCCAGCAUGUGGAAUCUCAUUCUGGUUUAAGUGGGUCUAGUUUGGCUGCAUCAGGCAUUUUGCCGUCAAAUCCUGGUGGUAGCAAUGGAAAGAAGAAAGGAAGCCACGUAUGUCAUAUUUGCUCCAAAGCAUUUGUUAGUCUAGGAAAGCUAAGUCAACACUUAGAGGUUCAUACCAGCUCCAGUUCCAAAUUUGAGGAAUUAGAAAUGUCAGGUAUUACAGGUAUCAGAGGUGGUGGCGGGAAACGGAGAAGUGGCCAUACAUGUCGUGUGUGUUCAAAAGUGUUCGUAAGUCCAGGCCGAUUAAGUAACCAUAUGUAUGCUGCCCAUCCAGGGUUGAGCAGUUCUAGUUUGAGUGUGGGAGAACUAACAACACCAGGUGUUUCUGCUGUUGCAAGUGUGAGUGGAGUGAGGAGAAAGGGAAACCAUGUGUGCCCAAUUUGUUCAAAAGUGUUUGGUAGUCCUGGGAAGCUAAGUCAACACAUGUAUUCACAUACAGGUGAGCGUCCAUUUGUGUGUUCAGAAUGCAGCAAAGCAUUUUCAUCUAAGUUCAAACUUGUACGACAUGCAUUGAUCCACUCAUCAGAUUCAGAACGUCGUUAUCGCUGUAAUGCCUGUGAUCGCAGCUUCCAUCGUAAGGAUCACCUCCAGAAUCAUGCUAAGGUCCAUAGUGUGGUUCGUGCACGAUGGCGUUGUGAUCGUUGUGGCAGAGAAUAUGGCUCCCCACUUAGUCAUCGACGACAUUUGGCUUUACAUGCUGCCCAGGAUGAUGGUGCAUUAGACUGUGGUGUUUGUGGUCGACACUUCAGUACAACGCCAGAUAUUCUUCAUCAUCUCAAGGUCCAUGCAGGAUCCAGAACAGUGAAGAGCCCUGCAGAUCGCAAAUUUCGGUGUGAUCACUGUGAGCGACGCUUCUUUACACGUAAAGAUGUACGGAGACACCUCGUGGUUCACACUGGGAAAAGGGAUUUUCUUUGCCAGUUCUGUCCCCAGCGCUUUGGACGCAAGGAUCACCUGGUUAGGCACAUCAAGAAAAGUCACCAUCAAGGAAGUGUUCCUGCAUCCUCCAGAGUGGCACGAGGGGGCAGAAGGCAUAAAGUCACUGUUCCUUCUGUAGCACCACCAAAGUCAGUGAUAACCCCUUCCACUUCCACAGCUGGUGCUCAGACCAGAGCAGUGGAAGGGAUCCAGACUCAAGCUACUGUUUAUGGUUCCACAUCUGGAGUUGAAGGUAGAAUGGAAGAUGUUAUUCUCCUGCCACGGUCUCCACCAUCAUACAUAGAAAGUAAGGUGGAGGAGACUAGAGUGUUGUCCCAGGCUACAUUACUUGAUGAUCCUUCUCUAACAAGGAGACAGAUUGUGGCUUCUGAAAGUGCUCUGAAAAUUUCUGGCAUUGAAACUGUGCUACAGUCAACUUCUCCAGGGUAUGCAGCAGAGAGAACAAGAGUGCCAGGGGCUACAGAUGUGAUACCAAAGUCUGAAGAAGCUUCCCUUAUACCAGCAGUUUCUACCAUGGACCAGUCAACAGGGACGCCACUAGGGCUAGUAUAUGGCCAUCCGCCUCCACCGCCAUAUCCUUCUGGUGACUUGCAAAGUCAGACAUUUAAGGUUUUUGAAGAAGGAAACAGAGAAGGAAUGAUCAAACUUGAACCACCAUCCUCAUCAAGGGUGGGUGACUUGACUCAUCUGCUGAGUCUGAUUCCGUCCACAUCGCAGGCAUCUGUUUUGUCAGAGACACUGUCUGGUGUAGAGCACGACAGUUUAUUAAUGGCUGCACAGCAUAUUCGGACUGAGGAAGAUAUCCAGAGAUUACUAACAGGGGGAACAGAGCAGACACAGUUACUUACCAGUGAAGAGCAAAGUCUGCUGCAUUUGAUGGCAACAGCUGCUUCCUCAGUUGUGGGACUGGAUCUUCCAUCAGAGGAAUCAGCUCCAGGUACCAGUAGUGCUGCUUCUGCUACACCAGGAGAAUCAGAUGUAAUGGCAUCCCUUCUUGCAUCUGGCUCUAGAGAGGAAGAAAUGAUUGCCUCUACAACUACUACUCCACUUCCUCGCUUUACUCAGGCAUUUCAAAGCCAACAGCAGCAGCAACAUCAUCAACAGCAGCCACCAUCACAGCAGCAACAAGAGCAAAGAACUCUUCAGGUCACAUCCUUCUACAGAAGUCAUUAACACACAUUUAUUGAGGAAGGGUAGUAUUACAGAAUAUGCCAUUUUUGAUUUAGUAAUGCUUUAGUGGUAAUGAUAUUUGAGAUAACAUAUUACCUGUUAAACAGCGUAACUGUCAUUAGUAUUCUUGAAAAUAUGAAUAAAAACAAGUGAAUAAUUUUGUGUUACAGGACUGAAUAGAGGCAUUACUUUAUUUCAUUUGCUAAGUUUCAGAUUUUCAGUGGUUUAAUUUUUUAUCUGGAGGAAAGUUUUCAUAAUUUACAUCAUUCUUAUUAUUACUAGGCUUAUCGAGACAUGAAGUAUUCAGGUAUUAUUAAUAGACGCAUUCAGCAUGUGUGAGUAUCUUAGUAAUGUUUAAUGGAUUUUAAAAAGAAUUUAAAUAGUCAUUAUUCAUAAAGUGGGUGUUUUUAAAAUUUGUAUGUGAUCUUAAUAUACUAAAAAAUAGAAUAAUAGUUAGGGACAGUGGUCCUGUGACAAGAGGAUUGAUUGUUAUGGACAUUGUGUGUGCAAUCUCAAACAAUUUUAUUUCUGUGGUAAUAUUUGACAAUUUCAUCAGCUGUGGCUGCAUAAAGUGACCACUUUGUAAUAUGGGUUUUUCAAAAUAUGAUCCACAUCUGAUUUUUUUUAAACAUCUCCAUACUGAGUCCGUUCCCAGUGACCUCAAAACUUCUGAGGCAUCAUUACCUUUAUUAUUUGGUAGAAAUGUUAACUGAUGGAUUGCAGGGUAAAAGGAGGUUUUGAUACUGCCGUUAGUAAAUAGAUUAUAAUGAUAACAGGUUGUGCUACUGCAGUGCAAGUUGCAUUGAAUGAUUGAAUGUUACCUUUACUGUAAUACAGUUAGUGUUUUGUGUCUGAAUUGUUAUUGUUUUAUAUAAAGGAAUUUGUUGUACUAACCAUAAUUACAUAUCUUACUACCAGAAUUCUUCACUUUAAUGGAAAGAAAAUGAGAAUCAAGUACCUUAAAUAGUUAACUAUUUUUUAUACCAUAAUGAUUAUUUUUGUAAGUAUACAUGUGAGAUGUUAUAUCACGUUAUAAGAUAUUAAUAUGACCUUCAAUGUGUAAUACUGGUAUUGUUGCUGGUCAUCAUCAAGUCUGUUCCUGUUGAAUUUUGUACCUCUUGCUACAUAAUGCUCUUAAUAUAUAUGAAACGAGUUUCAAAUUUUGAUAUGUUAAUGUGUGUAUCUCAGCUGUAAGAAUGUACAUGUAUGUAAUCACUUGAAUAUGUUGGCAGCUUUAAUUAAUAUUUGCUUUCCAUGUGUAGAACUUGUAUUUCUACAGGGUCGUCAGUUAUACCUACAUCAAAAUCAAAAGAUAUUUUUUUUCAUUUUUUAUCACUAGGGCCCAUUGGACAGUGGAGGCUGAAUUUGUUGGUUGUUUUAGAUGCAGGACAUCCUACUAACAACAUUGUUCACUUUUUUAUAUAUAGAUACAAUUAAUAGAAACUAGAAAUUUGUAUGUGCAUAAUAUACAUAAGUAGACCCUUAAUAUGUGAUGUCAUAAAGUGUACACUUCACAAUUCAUAUUAACAUUUUACAUUUUAGCACAUAUCAGAUAUUAGUAUGACAGAUGGAAUUGCCAGAUUAUAUUAUUUUGCAUGAAAUUUAGUACUAAUUUCUGAGGAAUAAGAAGUAAGUCUUUCACUUUGUUAAUUUGCAUUCCACAAAUAUUUUUAAUACAUGCUAAUAUUUUCUCUGAGUCACGAAUUAACAGAAUUAUAACACAGUAUGGCUGAAAAAUUACUUUAGUGUGUGAUAGUCUGUAUUUUACAAAUAAAACAACACAUCAUUAGCUUAAAAUAUUUGCCUUAUUAAAAACUACAAAUGAAAAGACCAAUAUUAAAUUGUGGGGAAUCCAUUCAACUGAUACGAUUUAUAGUUGUGCUUUAAUGAGAUAAAAAUAUUUUAUGCUCUAUGUUUAAUUCUCAUACUUCAGUAUGUUACCUGGAAAAUGAUCAUCAAUACUGAAAUACUUUCUGUGGUUAGUUUGAUGUUUAUGUAUUUUUACUGGGUAAAUAGAUGCUUUAGACAAAAGAGCAACAAAUUAAUUUUGUUUUAAUGUAGUUAUAAAAUUAAAAUAAAUGCUUUUUUUAGGUAGUUGCAUUCAGAGGUAAUAGGCAGUUUUGAAAUUGUGUGUAAACGUGAAAGUGUGAGGCAGAAUACUGAUUACUCAAAUUGGUGCGUAUUCUGGACCUUUGGUCACAUUUAGAAGCAGAUAAAGUCCUCUUUUGCUAAAGUCUUUCUACAUGUCUCUUGUCCUGUUAACUACGUGUCAUAAUAAGUGCUUGGUUUCUUAUGUGUUUUGUUUAUUUAUUAUAGAAUUUAUAUGGAAUAGUUUACUCUUAUGGCACAAGUAUAAGAAGGAAUGAACUAUAAGGUUAGUCCUAUGUUGUAGUUAGUUCAUUCUCUGAUUCAUCUGUCUUGCAGUAAUUUUAGAUUAGAUAUCUUGUCAUAAUAUUGUAAAGUUAAUAUUAUGCAUUGAAGGUUUACAUUUUAAGAUACGGAUGAAAUCCUUUUUUAUAUCAAUAAUUUGAAUAAAUGUAACAUUAUUCUAGAGUAGAGUAAUCCCCCAUUUAAUGUUCCAUGUUUGACAGUAUCUCCUUAUUUUUCAAUGUCUGUGGUUCUAACCCAGUUAUCUCAUUGUUAAAUUUCUUCAGUUUAGAUUUUAAAUCUGUUUACCAUCCUACUUGUGCAACACUGGUACUAAGAAGUAAGUCCCUUGCACCUUAGUUUACUUGUUACAGUAAGAAUUAUUUUAUAAGUAACAUUUAUGUUGUCCUGAGUUUUGCUCUUUGUUAUUGGUAUAUUUUUGGUAUUCUAUAAGAAUUAUUUGUACGUCAAAAGAGUAUUGAUUUGGUCACUUGGUUGAGAGGACUAGUAUUACAUGUUGAUGGUCAUGAAAACAUCUAGACAUUCUUUAAACAUAAGUGGCAUGAAUCACUUUCUGAAAUUCUUUGAAAUUUAUACAUCCUUAUUUGCUUGAAUAGUUGGAAGAGAUGGAAGCAGAUAAUAGUAUAUUAUUGAUGGAGCAUAAAUUCAUCUUCUAGUCUGGACAUUAACACAGUUUGUUCUUCAAAGAGUUAUUGUGAAUUAAACUUUCUGUAGGGGUGUGACAGGCAUGGGGAAAACUUCAGAAUCUUUACUCUCUGACAUUUUGCAUACUCCUUGUAAAAACUUUCACCUAGUACAUAAGGAACUGACAAGGAAGUGGUUGAGUACUAAUAGAUUUAAAACAUGGAAAUGUAAUUACAAAAUUGUGUUUAAUUACUUGACUAUCUUUAGUGGCAAUUCUAAAGCUUUGUAGGAAAUAAAUGAAGACAUUACUGUUCAUAAUGUACAUACAUAUAAUUUUAGAACAUUGUAAUGGAUAUAUGCACACUUAUGGAAGUAAAAUAUAUCCAAUACAUUGGUUUAUAGGUGUUUCUAAGGCUUUAGCAUCUGCCUUUCACAUUUAUCCUAGGAAUUAGGCAACCCCCAUGACUCAGGGAUAUUGUUAGAGCACAUUGCUGUAACAGUAUGAACCAAGGUUAUUGUUGACCAGCAUUGUUGCAACACUGACCUCAGAUUACAUCAACAAGGCUCUUUUGCCUUUGAUACCAUUGUUGUUACCAUGGUUGCCAACACCCAUUGUUGCAGUGUGAAAACACCUUUGGAAUUUUAGUGUACGCUGAAGAGUACACCUUUUGAGGCUUGUAUUUCAAGUAACUGAAGUUAUAAUAUUGUGUUGUUUGCAUCAGUUCACUUGGCAUCUGUACUCCAUAGUAUUAAAUUUUGGCUCAGCUCGUUAUGGCUUGUUUUAUGCAACGGCAUCAGAGCAGAUGUUCACCAUACACAGCCGUGUUUGCUCUGUUGUUACAGGUUCAUGUAGCUGAGAAGUGUUAUUUUGGGCAGUAAUGAGCAGAGCAUACUAAUAUCCCUCCCUCAUGGCCACCUUUCUGUAAGAUCCCAAGAUGAUUGAUGCAGAUAUUAUCACUGUACAUAAGAGUACUGUAAUGACAUUUAUAGUCACAAAGUGAAAUCUACUAUGUAACAUAAGUAGUAUAUUAUUUAUUCAAAAUAUUUUUAGAAAAUUGUCACCAGAAAGGAGUAUGCAUGAAUUGCCUUUGAAACUUACUUUAGUAAAUGUUUUUCCCCAUUCCUGUGCAUAUUUUCGUACAUGAGUACUCACAUGAGCAGCCUUAUUUAAGUAGUGCCAUGUUGUGGUGGUUUAUCAUUUUUACAUUUUAUCUGUUGUUUUCUGUCUGAAAAUUACAUGAGGCUACUUACUUGACCUUUAUCAGAUCAUCUGGGUAAUAUCUUUGGGACCACUUCUUUGUUGUUCAGAAUAAGAAACUUUUAUGAAUAUAAACAAAUUUCAAUAGUUGUUGCAAUUGUUGCAGAUGAUUGUAUCCUAUUGCUAGUGAUAUUGCCUUGUAUUGUUAGUGAACUUGAUAUGUGCCAUGGAUAUAUAAAAUGACUGUAUUAAUAAUAACAUGAAGACUUCUAAUACAGUAAACUGUUAAAAAUGUACAUUGUUGCAGUAUAGUCAGCAUCAAGUCCACUGCCUGUUAGUGUAAGGUUUUUAACAAUAGAAGCUGCUUAAAAUAUGGGUAGUUUAAUGGAAAUAUCAGACAAGCAAAACAUUGAACCAUAUCUUAUUUAUAAUAGAACAGGUGUUCAUGGUGGGAAGUAUGAAGAUGACUGUUCUGGGCUGUAGCACCAUGUAUCCUGGUUGAAGUUUACUAUUAUAUGAGAGGUACUUGUUGCCUCCAUCUUUACUUUAUACUGUAAUGGUAGAGGCAGCAAGUACCUCUGAAACAUUGAUAAGCUUUUACUAGAGUACACAGCUCUACAUCCCAGAAGACAGCCAUCUUCUUAUCUUUUGGUUUGCAUUUUGUUUGCCACCUUGUAUUUGAAGCAGCACUGAUGCAUGGUGUUUACCAGUUUACUGAGACUAGAAUUUUGAAAGUGUCCUAGUGCCACUGUUGUAAAGUCAGGAUUGAAGCUAGUGGAAGGCUGGCAUUAUUGUCUGUGAUGGCUGUGCGAUGUGUUGGCAUUUGCUGGCCCAGCUCUUCCCUUGCUUUAAAUGCACACUGUACCUUAUCUUUUUACUUAUUAUAUAGAUAUACAACAUAUUUUGUAUAUAAUUAUAAUAAAUGUAUAACUAGAACUUAAUGCUAUUAAUUAACUUAGCCUCAUAUUUCAAAUAUGUCUGAAAACUUUCUUUCAUAUAUUUUCAUGUUGUUCCUUGCACAGCUAAAUGACAUUUGUGUAUAUAAAUAUAUAUUUUAUAUUUACUGGAGCCUUGUUAAUUCACAGUAAUUUUUAGUAAUGUAUUUUUAUCAUAAAGCUGUUCUGUGCAAUAAAAUUUUAUUAUAUACUCUGAUAUGAAUAUCAUAUACUGUGAUAGAUUGUUUUCACUAUUUUGGUUUUCUGAGUUCAUAUGGGGAAAAUUGGCAUAGCGGCUGUAUUUCAGAAUUUUUAUAUUUGUAGCUUAAUAGCCUUCCAUCCAUAGUACAGUACACAGUGUGAUAGUAUGGAAAUAGUGCAAACUGAUCCAUUGUCAUAUGUUGUUAUGCAAAAGUCACUUCAAUUAAACAUUUUUAUCAUAUAUUACACCAUAGUUAAUACUUGUGAUAUGACACAUCACACAUUGAUGUAUAUGCUGUAAAAUAAUUAAUAGUAACAAUAAAGCAAUGGAAGGGCAGAAAUUAAAAGGCAGAGGGUAGAAACAGUGGCUGUGGAAAUUGUAUUAUCAUCAUAAUUAUAAAACUGUUAAGAUUUACAGUAAUGGUUACAAGUUACUUGUAAUAAUCUGACAAGUUUGUCUAGCUUUGCGUGUUGUCACGACUCUUUCAGUGUCUGCUCUGGAACUCUCUCUUACAGCUCCUCUCCAGUCUAGAUUGCAACCAACAACAGUCGGGUGCUUACCAUGGCUUUAGAUGGGCUCAGGAAUGGUCGUGAAACCAGAAGCACAGGAAGAUGCAGUGUUAUCUACAUUGGUGGUUUGCUUUACCACUUUAAUGUUGCUUUGUUGUAGAUCUGGUAAAUUUUAAGGCUUCCAGAAAAUCAAUUUUCUUUUCAUGAAACUUGAUAGAUAUGUAAGAAUGGGAACUGAUCAUAACUCUCUACUGACCUUAUUCAUACAGACUGUUACCUUACAUUUUGUACUAUUAUUUCACCAAGACUCACUAUGCAUUGUUUCAUGUAUUAAGAGUAAAAUUGUAGGAACAGCAGCCAACCCAGAAGACAGAUAUCUUCGAAGUUAUUUAACUCCAAUAGAAGUAAGAGGAUACCAGAAGAAAACAUGACUGAUUUGAAGCACUGGAACCAGAAACAAAUUUGCAUAGGGGCACUUCAAAGCGUUUAGGUUGGGAGAAAGGUAAAGAACCCUGGAAAAUUUAGGUUAUGUAAAUCUUUUUUUCUAUUUUCAUGAAAUGCAGGUUUUGCCACAAUACUGUAAAGAAAUAUGUUUUCAGAAUCAAAAUUUCAAACAAAAACACUUUUGAGAGAUUGAAUCUAAAAGCCUUAGUAGAUUCAUCUUUCUUUGUUACUUUUUAAAAAUUAGGUUUAAUUCAGUAAUUCUGAAUACCCACUAAUAUAAAACAUCCAUUAUACUUUCGUUAAAAAUUCUCUGUAUACUUAGCAUUUGGUUCUGUAGAUAUAAAACUUUUAAUGAGUGUAUAAGUUUGUCUUAAAGGUGACUCCUUUAUUUUUGCUGUUGAGGUUUUUAAAAUUAUUUUUGUGUCUGCCUUUUGUCCGAUUUUGGUUGUGUUUCGAGUUACAGUGUUAUAAAUUAAUGUGUAAUGGUUUCUGUCAGUAAGUUCUAAGAAACAAGUUUAAGUAAUUGUUUGUUUAUAUUUAGAAUGUAAAUUUAUUGUUGCGUGUUUAAUAGGAAAAUAAUAUAAGAAUAUGAAGUAAUGAUUUCAGUAUGGUGUCUUCCAGUUCUUGUUUAAAGCUGACACACUGACAGUGUAUGUUUGCAGCCAGAGAAAUUCUGUUUGUAUUGUCUGCAGUAUAUGAAUUAAGAGGAUUAUAUUUCUAGAUUAAGGUUUGAUGUAUCUGUUAAUCCAAAGUAUUCAUCUUAAUGUUGCAGUUUUAAGAAAAUUUGACCUUUCUGUCAUUUAAUAUAGGCCUACAUUUAAACUUUUGGUGAAUGCUAUUUGAAUUGCAUGUAUGGGUAGGUUAUAUUAUUUUAACUAUAUGGAAAGGCGUGAUGCAACAAAGUACAAAAUCUAGCAGGUAAGAGUUUAAUGUGUAUGUGUGCACAUGUGCAUGAAUACAUUUGUACAUCCUCAUAAGUGAUGUAAAUUCAACACUUCAGAUUUGUAACAGUUUUAUAUGAACCUGUAAAUAGUAAACUUAUUUCUACUUGAUAUAUACCUGUUUUGAAACCUAUAACUUUUAUUGUUUUAGGACAUAGAUGUACAGUUCCUGUAUAUUUCUGAGCUCAUCUUGAAACUGUGCGUAUGUAUUAGAACUGUCAUCUAUAUUUAUUACUGUGUAUAAACCAUUGUAAUACUACCUGAAGAAGUUUCAUUUUCUAAAUCUUUAUGUUUUAUAUCGCAGUGACAGUUCAAUCCAUAAAAAUGUAAUAUUACCACUGUACGUGAUUUUUAUAUGGAGUAUAUCUGAAGACUGUCAUAAAUCAGGGUAUGGUUUGGUGAACUGAAGCUGAAGUUGUGAAUUUAAAAGUGUUCAAGCAAGCUAUCAUCCAUACCUCCAAUACCAGUGACCAUAGAUAAAGUCUGUAACAAAAUAUAAACUACAAGUUCAUUAUUUUUUUUUUAUUUUGCUUUUAGUCCUGUGCUUUAGAGUAUUGGAAGUCAGUUCAUUGUAAUCCAGGCAAUUUGUCAACAUGUGUAUAUGCGAAAGUUCAAUCCUUUGCAUACAAGCCUUGUUUCAGUAAUGGAGGCAGAAAGAACUAUUUGAUGAUGUCUCUCAUUUGUGACAGAAAUAUGAUAUUGAAGUCCUUGUUGAUAGAAACUUCAACUUCAGUUUUUUCUGAAUUUAUAACUCAAUUUAUGAUACUCUGUAUGUACACUAUGUAAAAUGAACAUUCCAAAAUAGAAUUUAUUUUUGUGACUGAGUACAGUACAGUACUUACUAAAAUACACCUACCUCUUAAAGUUAUUAUUCAUUAGAAUGUUACAGUUAACAUUUAAUUUUGUAAUAACAGUGGCUUAAGUUAUGUGGUUACAAAUUUGAUAGUGUGUAACAAUUUUUAUCAUUUGGCAGGUUUUGAUUUUCUAAAUAAAAUAGACAUUAGAUGAACAUGAAUCUCAUUGAAACGAUUUUGAAAUUGGCCUUCAAAACUGUGAUGUAUUUAUCACCAAAGUAAUGCAAGAAAGGCACUGAAUAUGCCUAAAUGAGAUAAAAAAUGUUUUAUUCAAUUAUUUUCACUGGUCAUAUUUGAUCCAGUCACUGAAAAUGUUUUCAUAUGAUAUUUGGGUCCAUUAUUUAUAGAGAUCUUGAACAAUACUAAUAAAUUUUCUGCCAGCUG